This is a messenger RNA of Phasianus colchicus (ring-necked pheasant), 5299 nucleotides long. It is a transcript of the gene ZNF800, whose product is annotated as zinc finger protein 800. Lineage: Eukaryota; Metazoa; Chordata; Aves; Galliformes; Phasianidae. The record is from RefSeq and is a predicted model, not a curated record.
CCCUCGCCGCCACGGCCGCAGUCACUUCCUGCCCCUGUGCCCAUCCGGCUCCGGGGUCAGCGGCCGCCGCUCUGGCGGGACAGGGGCGAAUAAAGUGGAGUUCGGGGCGGGGGAGGCCGCCCGUCCGCUCCCAGGAGCGAGCCGCCGCAUGUAGAAGGACCGCGGGUCGUGCGCACGGAAAAUGCCUCUGCGGGACAAGUGCUGUCAGACGGAGCACCACCACCACGGCUGCUGCGAGCCAGUGCAUAUAUUGGAACCUGGUGAUCCUCCGUUAUUACAGCAGCCUUUGCAAACAUCAAAAUCUGGUAUUCAGCAAAUCAUCGAGUGUUUUCGAUCAGGAACUAAACAACUUAAGCAUAUCUUGUUGAAAGAUGUGGACACCAUUUUUGAGUGUAAAUUGUGCCGGAGUCUCUUCAGGGGAUUACCAAAUUUAAUUACUCAUAAAAAGUUUUAUUGUCCUCCAAGUCUUCAGAUGGAUGAUAACCUUCCAGAUAUAAAUGAUAAACAGAGUCAAGCCAUAAGUGACCUCCUGGAAGCAAUCUAUCCAAGAGUAGAUAAGCAAGAAUAUAUAGUUAGAUUAGACCCUAUAGAAACAAAUCAGAAUGCUGUAUUUCAGUAUGUGUCAAGGACUGAUAGCCCAGAUGAGAACACAGAAAGUAGUAGUGCUCCUGAUCAAGCUCCAGUACCAAUACAGGAACCUGGCACCGAACCACCCAAGGCUGUUUCAGCUCUGGCUCCAGCUGGGGAGACUGUGGAAUUACCUCCUGCUGAUCCUGUAACAAACAAGGUGACCCCUACUCCUGAAGAACAGCCCCCAGCGGUGACACCUGAGGUGGACUCUUUGGAUAAUUCUGAUUUUGGCCACCAGUUGAUUUGUUGUCUUUGUAGAAAAGAAUUUCAUUCUAGACGCAGUGUACGCCGGCAUAUUAGAAAAGUACACAAAAAAAAGAUGGAAGAGCUGAAGAAGUACAUAGAAACAAAAAAGAAACCAAAUCUGUGCUCUGCAAAAGGCCGAAAUAAGAACGUUCUUGUAGCAUUAGGUAGAAGUUGUCCUGUAUGUUAUAAAUCAUUUGCCACAAAAGCCAACGUAAGAAGGCAUUUUGAUGAAGUCCAUAGAGGAUUAAGAAGGGAUUCCAUUACUCCUGAUAUAGCUACAAAGCCUGGGCAACCUUUGUUCUUGGAUACAGUUUCUGCUAAAAAAUCUUUUAAGACCCGAAAACAAAAGUCGUCUUCAAAGGCUGAAUACAAUUUAACUGCAUGCAAAUGCCUUCUGUGCAAGAGAAAAUAUAGUUCACAAAUAAUGCUGAAAAGGCACAUGCAAAUUGUUCACAAGAUAACUCUUUCUGGAAAGAACUCUAAAAGAGAGAAAGGGCCCAACAAUACUGCCAAUGGAACAGAAAUAAAACUAAAAGUUGAACCAGCAGAUUCUGUAGAACCUUCACCCCCUUCCAUUGCUCUUUCUCCACAGAAUGAAUUAAAGGGAACAAAUCAUUCAAAUGAGAAAAAGAACACACCGUCAGCACAGAAAAAUAAAGUUAAACAGGACUUUGAAAACCCUAAAUCAACCUCUAAGUCAACCACUAAAUCAACCUGUAAAUCAACUACUAAAUCAACUUCUAAGUCAACCAAUGCAUCUGCUGCAGGUGGCCAGCAAAAAACCAGGAAGCCAAAACUUUCAGCUGGCUUUGACUUCAAGCAGCUUUACUGUAAACUCUGUAAACGCCAGUUUACUUCGAAACAGAACUUGACAAAGCACAUUGAAUUACACACAGAUGGAAAUAACAUUUAUGUUAAAUACUACAGGUGUCCUCUCUGCUCUUAUGAAACACGUCGCAAACGUGAUGUGAUAAGGCAUAUAACUGUAGUUCAUAAAAAGUCACCACGCUACCUUGGGAAAAUAACUGCAAGUUUAGAAAUUAGAGCAAUAAAAAAGCCAAUUGAUCUGGUUCUAAAUAAGGUGACAAAAAGAGGCCCUCAGAGGGAUGAAACAAAACAGAUUGGUUCAAAACACGAUGUCACCUCUAAUUCGCCCAAUAAAAAGUAUGAAGGAGCUGAUGUUGGCAUUGAAGUAAAAGUAACAAAAAACUUUUCUCUUCACCGAUGCAAUAAGUGUGGGAAAGCAUUUGCCAGAAAAGCUUUUCUAGAACAUCAUAAGAAAACCCACAAGGCGAAUGUAUCUCAUUCACCUGAAGAAAACAAAACCAAAGGCAGAAGUACGAGAUCUAAAGCUGUUGUCUGAUAGGUUCAAGUGAUGUUCGGAAAAUUUGGAGUUCAUUUGCAUGAAAAAGACUUUAAUGUGGUGUUGGAACUGCUAAUGUCUUGAUAAUGGUACUAUAAGGAGGAAAUAUCUUCAUAAGCUGUUGUUUUCUUACUAAAUUACAUCCAUUCUGACUGCAUGGUGUUAGUGCCUCCUCCCAAAACACUGCUGUAGUUGAAAUGCACUUGUGCUUCUAAAUUAGCAGUUAACUGUGCUUAUCUCUAUACAGUUGAGGUUUGACACGAACUUUCUGAACUUAAAUAACCAAUACAGAGGCAACUUGACAAACAACAGCUUUGGAAGAAGACUUUUGUUCCUCAUUUAGGAAAUCAUCUUCAGAGAGCUCAUCGUACUGUUCCUCCCUGAUAGUGCUAAUUGAUGAACAGCUCUGACUUUUUUUGUGAUAUCCUACUUUGGCAAUUGUUGUUAUAUACUGUUUUAAACUUAUUACGAAUGAAUGUAUAAGAGCAAACAUGUAGUGUAUAUUGGCUGAAUUGUACUAAUUUUUAGUAUUUGCCAUAACAUCAGUUUGUUCAUAUAGACUAAUUUCCCAGUUCUGGGACGUUCUGAAUUUCAUUAUACCACAGUCGCUUCAAAGAUGUCCAUAUUUUUUCCAUGUGUGGUUCGUUGGACAACUUGAUAAACAUCUAGGAUGUUUACAAGAAUAUCCACAUUCCUCUAUUCUUUAUUAUUUUUUAAAAAAAAUUAUACAACAAGCACUUUAAUGAUAGUCGCAGUUUAUUUUUUCAAUUUAUUUUUUGAAAGAUCAACACACUAAUGUUAAUAUGAAGGUAGUGAAUAUUCGUCGAUGUGUUAUAGACAGACAAUCUGUGCACAACCACUUAUAAUGUUAGUUUAUUUCAUUAAAUAUUAAUAAAAAGGGAGGAUAGUAUGAGAGAAACUCCGAGUAAUUUUUCUCUCGAUAUGAUAAAUGACCACUAUAGAUAGCACUUGAAUUUGUAUAAUUUGGAAAAUGUUUUAGAUCCUUUUUAUUUUAACCUUUUAACCAGGACUUUAGGAAAUCUGUUGCAUGCCUGCCAUUAUGGAAUUCUUGGUGGGUUUCGUGCAACAGUGGUUGUUUUGUUUUGAUUUUUUAUUUUAUUUUAUUUUAUUUUAUUUUAUUUUGCAUUUUAGAAAAUAUUUUGUUUAGUGAUUUGUGUCAAAUUGCUACAGUUUGAAAGGUACUGUACAUCAGAAGAAAUACCGUGUUUUUUAUAUAGGUUUACUCCUUUACUUAGGGAGCUGCCUCGUGUUCAUAUAUACUUUUUGUAUAAAAUAUAUCUAAAAUUGUUGAUCACAAGAUCAGGAGUAAAAAUACUUUUAUGGAUAGAGAACUAUUUGGCCCUGUUAGUGCAUUGCACUACAAGUACUGUGAAUGGGAACUGGACCGUAGCUGUUGCUCAAAAUGUUCUAUGUUGAAUGUACAUGCUUUUGUUUGGAUAAAUGUACUGUAUUUGGUUGAAAAUAAAGCAGACUGGAAAUCACUUUUAAGUGUGCACAAACAGAAAGAUGUUUUUGUAAACCUGGAGUAUCUGUCAUUCCACAAUCAGAAAGUACAAUUUUGCAUUUUUUGUAAAGCUUACCAUCUGAUCAUGGAAACUAGUUGUUUGUAAUAUUCAAUUGUAAUAAAUGUUUUUUGUUUUGAUAUUAAAAGUUUGGCACUUGUGGAGUGAAUGUUUCUCCACCUUAUGGUUGACUCUUUGGUACUGACUUUUUGUCGUUUGUAAAGGUAUCUCCUUUUAAAUUAAGCAACGUUUGCUUUUACGAUCCUUUUAAAACAAAAUUGAAUACAGAUAUUGAAGGAGAUGGGCUAUGUGUUUACUUGUUACUAAGAAAAUUGAGUUCUCUAGUUUGCAUUGUGAAUUAUGUUGGUGGCCAGAGAAUGUUAACUCUUUUGUGGUUGGAAUAUAAGAUCUGCCAUAAUUGUUGCUUAUUCUUCUGAAAAGGAAGAACUUGUUGCUUUUUAAGUGCAAUUUAAGUCAUGUUCCUGAAUACCUAUGGGUUAAGAUUAAGAAGUUAAAAAGCCGGAAUAGUGAUGGAAUAACAGUUCGUUUUUCAGCUACAUGUGUGGUUUCUGUGGUCUGUUCUGGAUAUGUGAGCAGUCUGCAUCUUGAAAUUCUAGAAGGUAAAUUUAUAGCUGUUUCAAAGAAGCUUUCUGCAAAAGGAUCUCCAGUUCUGCAUCCAUGUAGAAAAAUCGUUUUGUUCCACUUGAGAUUGUGAGUAGUAUAUUUCCUUUUGAAGAUGUAGCUUAAUAAUUAGCAAUUGUCACACCAUUUUUUUAAAAUUAAAUCUUCCAUUAAGUUAAAUCUGCUGCAAAGCUCUUUUGAUGCAUGAGUCUCCUUUCUGUCUUGUGGAUUAGGUUCACUUUCUUUUUUUUCAUGUAAGGAAAAUGAAUAUGAAUAUGAUAGACCUGUUCAAAUCAGCGAUUUUUAAAAAUAAUCUUUUUGUGUUGCUAUCUUGAAUGGGGGGGACAGGGGGUGUACAGAGGAGGGGGAAAGGAUUGCUGAUUGCUCUUUUUUGACAAACCCUAAAAAUUUGUAAUAGAGCUUUGGAUAUAAUCGAGAUCUUAUGUGGGUACUUACACGUGGGAUUUCAUGUGAACAUAUGAAGAUAUCAGUUCUUAAUUAAGAUGCACUCUUUCAUAGGUUUGCUCAUUGAUAAGACAUGUUGGUUUGGCUUUUGUUGCUUGGAAUACCAAAAGACAAAUGUAAACUGUCCAGUGUGCCUUUGGAAAUAAAGCUGAGUCUUGUUAAAUAGAUUUUUAUUCAGAAUGGAUUUGGCAUACCAUAUGGAGAAUUUUGAGGAUGUUCUAAGCUUUUUGUAUGGAAGAUGUUAUUGAAAAAGAACUUCUUUAAAAAAAAAAAGUAAUUCUUGUGUUUUCUAAUACCAAGGCUUUGAGAGGCUAGCUUAAAUGUCAAAUUGAUGUAAAAUCUUACGUAACCAGCAAGUGAAACUUACACUUGAUGAGACUUGCUGAAGUUCCCAGUCUAGUAGAACAUUGAGUUCUAACUCUAAACCACUUUUUCAUUAGUUAGUCUUCUG